AAAAUAAUUAAGUCUUUAUUGAACUCAUAUCAGCCAUAUCACAAGUUUAACCUCUUAAAUUGAAACUUGUACAAUUCAAACAUUUAUAGUAGAUAAAACACUUGAAUAAUCAUAUUAAGAUCUACUGGUGAUGGCUGAGGAGAUUCCCCUGUUCUCUAUGUAAAAGCGCUUUGAGUGUAGUGUCAGAAAAUUCAAAAUAUGUAAAUAAAAGUGUUGUUUAUCUUCAUCAAAUUAAGUAAUAUUUCAGUUUCAAAUGUUUGAUCGUAUAACAUAAUAUUAACAUGAAAAUAGCACGUUAUGACUCCAGCUCCACUCAUGAUCGCACAGUCGAUGACCAGGUAAGCUCAAAUUGGGAGAUUCAUCCGCCAGAAGAGCAGUGCCAGAACACAACUGACGUAACGUACUCUUCCGCAGUAUGCUUGCAGUUUUAAGUUUCAACCACAGAUGUCACUAGAGAGCAGAACGUCCCGAACAUGCACCACUGCAUGCCAUAGAAUAACUUAUGUAAGCUUUUUGGACUACUAUCUCCCAAGACCCCUUGCUUCACGGAAGAGGAGGGGUUUGCGACGCUUCCGAGAUGCGGAUGUUCGGCCACAUAGAGCUCCGUGGAAACAGUAUUCAACAUUUUAUGACACGAUAGAAGUGAAAGAGGAAAGUCAAGAACUGACUGAAGAGGAGGAGGAAUACCAAUACCAGGAUCCUCAGAAUUUCACAACUGGAGAAGAAUCUUAUAGUUUCAGGGAAACCAUAAAGAUAGUUUCAAAAGAAACACCUCAGAGACCAGAAGCCAACAAUUCUUUUAUCUGCCCUGAAUGUGGAAAGAGUUUUGCACAUAAAGGACAUUAUAAUGAACACCUAAAAAUUCACUCUGGAGUGAAGCCUUACGUCUGCCCUCAUUGUGAAAAAGCUUUCACAUGUAAAGGACACCUUAAAAGACACAUUAGAAUUCACACCGGAGAAAGGCCUUACACAUGCUCAGAGUGUGGAAAGAGUUUCAAAUGUUCAACAAAUCUCAAAGAUCACCAGCGUUCUCACUCUGGAGUAAGGGCAUUUAAAUGUGAGCAGUGUGGUAAAAGUUAUAUUUUGGCAUCUAACUUAAAUGUUCACAUGAAAACUCAUACAAAUGAGAAGCCUUACGUGUGUGCUGUGUGUGGAAAGGCUUUUUUGCGCUUGGGCUGUUUUAAUGAACAUCAGAAAAUACAUACCGGUGAGAGGUCUUAUAUAUGCUUUGAGUGUGGGGAUACCUUUGUUAGAUCCAGUGCCUUGAAACAGCACCAAAAAAUUCAUACAGGAGAGAAACCUCACAAGUGUUCAUACUGUGGAAAGGGUUUCACUCUUUCAGGAGCCUUGAAAAGACAUGAGAGAGUGCAUACUGGAGAGAGGCCAUAUCACUGCACUGCAUGUGGCAGGAGUUUCACCCAAUCAAGUGAUCUGCAGUAUCAUAGAAAAAAGCCUUGUCCGAUGUUGACACAAAACACACAAAGUUCAUCUUCAGUUGCAGUGUAAAUUGUGUGAAAUUCAUAAAAAAAAAAAAAUAUAUAUAUAUAUAUAUAUAUAUAUAUUGCAUAAAGACGUUUAGGACCAUUAUGAUUUUUUUUUAGCAUUGUGACAAAAUGCAUGUAUUAAAUAAUCUAAAAAUGUAAAAAGUCUAAAUGACUCUAAAAAGGCUUAAUUUUCUAUAUUCGCACAUGACAGGUUUCGUGACAAUUGCCCAGAAGGGCCUUGCCUUGCAAAGCCAAUACACAGUAACCACCAAUGGUGAAACAAAAAAGUGGCUUCAAAGUUUUUUGAUUGUGGAUUAUUAAAUAGUUUCACUCUCUGUAUCCAAGCAUAGUUGAGCCAAACUUGUCUGUCUCAGGACAGAUCAUAGUUUGAGAGACAUAGCUAUGGUCAUAACUUUUGACCAAAUGUGUAGUUACUGCAUUUUGCCUUUGCAGAGCAGUACAGUACUUUACAUGCUUUGGUGAAUGAACUGUCUGUGACUGGUAGAAUGAGGUUUGUACUUGUUUGACAGAAAAUGUACAGGGAGUAAAAAAUAUUUAGUAAACUAGUGUUAUUGGUACCAUUUUGUGGUCAAUGAUUGGGGGUAGCAAUAGUACUCAAAUUGUAUAUUGUUAACACAGUCUAUUAUUUCUCAUUCAGUUUUAUUUUAUGUUAAAUUUAAUUCUGUGUUGCAAGGUAUUGUACAGAGAACUAAACAACUUUUUUGUAUGCUUGUAUCACCAAUUUUACUCAAUCUGAGUAGCCAUAUUUCUUGACAGAUUUGACUGUCUGGCUGAAAUAUCUAAAGUGGUAUGGUUGCUUGGGUCAUUCCAGUUUUCUGACUGUGUAUUUUUCCUGGCAGAAAUCAAUUUAACCUGAGCAUGUGGAUGUUUAUGAUUAAAAAAAAUUGCCUACAUUAAUAGUAUGUCCUAUAUUGUACUUGAGGCGAGUUCAGACUGAAAACAUAUGAAGUUACUGUUGUGAGGGAUUUCACUGUUCUGUAUAAUUUGUUGCAUGCAUGCAUGGUUGUAAUUAUUAUUAUUUUUUUAAAUAUGCAUGGAAAACCACGUCAGAAAUUGUCGACAGUCUGAGUUUGGUUCGUACAUUGAUAGAUUGUUCAUCUUGUUUAUAUUAUGAUGCAAUUAGCACUGCUGCAGUUCAUAUAAAAACACUCUCCUCUGCAGAAUGCUUAUUUUAAAAGGCAAAAGAACUGAUUCCUUGUCAAAUUAGAAUGAUAUCUUAGUUUUGCCAUGUGAUUUUACAUCUGUGAUCAGAAUUUAAAUAAUUAUGGCCAAUUGUGCAGUCCACCAAGAACGUCACAGUAGGAACGCCUAUAGUGACUUAUCGUACAAGGACUACAACAUCAAGGGAUGUUGCUGGCGGUGUGAAGAGAGUUUAAUAUGUAGUGUAUAGUGUAAUGAUUGUACAUCAAGUGUGACCUUUGCACAGAGCAAGAUGUAUUUUAAAACUGUAUUUUUAAUCAAAUCAAAUCAAAUGGAAUUGACUUUGUAUCUCAAUUCUGUAGGCAUA
Myxocyprinus asiaticus (Chinese sucker) is the source of this 3012-nucleotide messenger RNA. RefSeq names its product gastrula zinc finger protein XlCGF7.1-like. Bases 445 to 1506 code for a protein of 353 amino acids. The record is from RefSeq and is a predicted model, not a curated record. The transcript is spliced from 2 exons. Lineage: Eukaryota; Metazoa; Chordata; Actinopteri; Cypriniformes; Catostomidae. Gene Ontology annotation, molecular function: DNA-binding transcription factor activity, RNA polymerase II-specific; RNA polymerase II cis-regulatory region sequence-specific DNA binding. Gene Ontology annotation, biological process: regulation of transcription by RNA polymerase II.